This is a messenger RNA of Larimichthys crocea (large yellow croaker), 5245 nucleotides long. RefSeq names its product ATP-binding cassette, sub-family C (CFTR/MRP), member 5 (gene abcc5). Bases 834 to 4793 code for a protein of 1319 amino acids. The record is from RefSeq and is a predicted model, not a curated record. Gene Ontology annotation, biological process: transmembrane transport. NCBI's taxonomy places the organism in Eukaryota, Metazoa, Chordata, Actinopteri, Sciaenidae. Gene Ontology annotation, cellular component: membrane. Gene Ontology annotation, molecular function: ABC-type transporter activity; ATP hydrolysis activity; ATP binding. The transcript has 29 exons.
CAGCUUCCUGUGUCAGUGUGAGGUCAGAGGUCAGAGGUCACAUGUUGUCUGAUAGAAGAUGACAGGUCAUGACUGUGGGCGGAGCGAUCCACAGGGGUCAGAGGUCAGCCGGCAGCGCGAGGACCAGAACCAGAUCAGACGAGUGAUGCAGCCUUUGUUUACAUCAUGAGGCCCCGCCUCCUGCUCGUGCUCAGGGCAGUCCAGCCCUCUGAUUGGCUGAGGACAGUCGAGCCCUCUGAUUGGCUGAGGACAGACGAGCCCUCUGAUUGGCUGAGGACAGUCGAGCCCUCUGAUUGGCUGAGGCCAUGUGAGUGUGUGAGCAUCAGGAGGCAGCAAACGUGACCUCUGCACAUGCUCAGUAAGAGCUCUGCUGCUGCUCACACACACACACACACACACACACUCUCUGAUUGGCUCAUUUAACCAUCAGAGGAAAGGUGUAUCACCCUGUACGUAACCAUGGCAACCAGCCCAUGCUCGAGGCUCAGUGAUUGGAGGAGAGCCGCUCUUCUUCAUGAAUAUUAAUGAGGAAUCGAUCAGACUCUGUGUGACGAGAUUUACUCGAGUACUUCCAGAUUUAGUUACUUCACAUGUGACAGAAAACGUCAGAAAGUACUUUACUCUAAGUACUUAUACCUGAAUAAUUACUUCCUGCGUGUGUGUGUGUGUGUGUGUGUCAGGAUGCAUUGUGUGUGUGUGAGAACAGAUCACCUGGUUGCCAUGGUGAAGUGCUGGAGGAGGGCGGAGCGAAAGACACAAACAGGAAGAAGAAAACAGGUGGACAGAAUGACAGGUGUGGUCACCCGGUGGACAGUGCAGGUCUCUUCUCCUUCAUGACGUUUCAUUGGCUGACUCCUCUGGCCGUACAUGCUCGGGGGAAAGGACAGCUCCUAUUGGACGACAUCUGGCCCGUGUCACCAUGGGAGAGUUGCCAUGCCAACAGCCUGAGGCUGGCGUCUCUGUGGGAGGAGGAGCAGAGGUCAAAGGGCAGCGACGCCUCCUUGUGUUCGGUGGUCUGGUCUUUCUGUCGGACUCGACUCCUUCUCUCCAUUCUCUGCCUGACCGUCACUCAGCUGGCAGGGUUCAGUGGACCGGCCUUCGUGGUGAAGCGUCUCUUGGAGUACACUGAGCAGGAGGAGGCCGACCUGGGCUACGGGCUGCUGCUGGUUCUGGGUCUGCUGACCACAGAGCUGGUCCGGUCCUGGUCUCUGGCUCUGACCUGGGCCCUGAACUACAGGACGGGAUCCAGACUGAGAGGAGCCGUCCUCAGCCUCGCCUUCCGCAAGAUCCUGAAGCUCCGCAGCAUCCGGGACAAGUCCAUGGGACAGUUGGUCAACAUGUGUUCCAGUGACGGACAGAGGAUGUUCGAGGCCGCAGCAGUGGGCAGUCUGUUAGCAGGGGGCCCCCUGGUGGCCGUCCUCGGCGUCGCCUACAAUCUGUUCAUUCUGGGACCGACGUCUUUGCUGGGCUCAGCCGUCUUCAUCCUCUUCUACCCGACCAUGAUGUUCAGCUCGAGGCUGACGGCGUUCUUCAGGCGGAGGGGCGUGGCCGUCACCGACCGACGGGUCCAGAAGAUGAACGAGAUCCUGAACUCCAUCAAGUUUAUCAAGAUGAACGCGUGGGUCAAAGCCUUCGCCAACGACGUCCACAGGAUCCGGGACGAGGAGCGGAGGAUCCUGGAGCUGACGGGUUACUGUCAGAGCGUCACCGUGGGCGUGGCUCCUGUUGUCGUCGUCAUUGCCAGCGUGGCAACAUUCUCCGCCCACAUAUUGCUCGGAUACGACCUGACAGCAGCUCAGGCCUUCACUGUGGUGACGGUGUUCAACGCCAUGACCUUCGCCCUGAAGGUCACACCGUUCUCUGUCAAAUCUCUGUCGGAGGCAUCGGUGGCUGUGGACCGGUUCAAGAGUCUCUUCUUGUUGCCGGAGGUCGACAACAUCCGUGCAUUGCCUGGCGACCCUGAGGUCGCCGUGGAGAUGUGUGGCGCCAGUCUUGCGUGGGAGGGGGGCGGACAGAGCGCUCAGCCCAGUCCACGAGUCCGAACAUCCACCAGACAGCAACAGAGAGACAAGGCUAUGGCUUGUUGCAGAGUCCUUCAGGAGGACCAGGGGACCGGAUCCUUGCUGCCGGGACAAGGAGAGGUGGCCUUGAGUCAAGAGGAGGAAGAGGGCGAGGACGAGGCCUGUCCUCCCCUUCUGUCUGUCCCCCCUCUGUCCCAACGACUUCAGAGUACCCUGCACCUCAUCAACCUGAAGGUCCAACAGGGGAAGCUGCUCGGCGUCUGUGGAAGUGUCGGUUGUGGAAAAACUUCUCUGAUCUCGGCCAUCUUGGGACAGAUGACUCUGUUGGACGGCAGUGUGGCCGUCAGAGGAAGACUCGCCUACGUAGCUCAACAGGCCUGGAUCCUGAACGCAACACUGAGAGACAACAUCCUGUUUGGACAAGAGUACGAGGAGGACAGGUAUCAGUCUGUCCUCAGCGCCUGCUGUCUCAGACCGGACGUCUCCCUGCUGCCCAGCGCUGACCUCACAGAGAUUGGCGAGCGCGGCGCUACCCUGAGUGGCGGUCAGCGUCAGCGAAUCAGCUUGGCCCGUGCUCUGUACAGCAGGCGGGACGUUUACGUCCUGGAUGACCCGCUCAGCGCCCUCGACACCCACGUGGCCAAUCACGUGUUCCGCAACGCCAUCAGGAAGCAGCUUCGCCACAAGACCGUCAUCUUCGUCACACACCAGCUGCAGUACCUGGUGGACUGUGAUGAUGUCAUCCUGAUGAGGGAGGGGUCUAUCGUGGAGCGUGGUAACCAUGACGACCUGAUGAGACUCAACAGAGACUACGCCUCCAUGUUUAACCACUUCCAGCUGGGAGACACGCCAUAUAUAGAGGCUCCCAGCAGCAGGUCUGGAGGUUCUCAGAGAAGGUCAGCUGAAGUUAAAUCAGGAUCAGUGAAGAAGAACAGACGGGUCAUCAAAGAGCACGGGGCGGAGCAGCCAUGUGGGGGCGUGGCCUGGCCCGUGUUCCGGCUCUACAUGGCGGCGUGCGGUGGCUCCGCCUCUUGCCUGCUCAUCCUGGUUCUGUUCAUCUUCAAUGUGGGAAGCUCCGCCUUCUGCCAGUGGUGGCUCAGCUACUGGAUCAACCAGGGCAGCGGGAACACUACGGUAACCCACGGCAACAGCUCGACUGUGAGCGCCAGCAUUAAGGACAAUCCCAUGAUGCAACACUACGCGGCAGUGUACGCCUCCUCCAUGUGUGUCAUGCUCCUCUUCAAACUCCUCAGGGGUGUCGCCUUUGUCAAGGGAACUCUUCGAGCCUCCUCAAAGCUCCAUGACAUGUUGUUCCACAAGAUCCUGCGCUGCCCUAUGAAGUUCUUUGACACAACGCCCACAGCACGAAUCCUCAACCGCUUCUCUAAAGACAUGGACGAAGUCGACACUCGGCUGCCCUUCCAGUUGGAGAUGUUAAUCCAGAACAUGAUCCUGGUCUUCUUCUGCCUCAGCGUCAUCAGCUGUGUUUUCCCAUGGUUCCUGGUGGCGGUGGGUCCUCUGGUGUUGCUGUUCGCAGCGCUCCACAGUGUCUCCAGGGUCUUCAUCCGGGAGCUGAAGCGCCUGGACAACGUAACGAUGUCCCCCUUCAUGUCCCACAUCACCUCCAGCAUCCACGGCCUGACAACGCUGCAGGCCUACGACCGGGAACACGACUUCCUCAACAGGUACCAGGUUCUGCUGGACCGGAACCAGGCUCCGUUCUACCUGUUCAGCUGUGCGAUGCGCUGGCUGGCGGUGCGUCUGGACAUCAUUAGCGUGGCUCUGAUCAGCCUCACAGCUCUGAUGAUGGUCCUGAUGCACGGGCAGAUCCCCCCUGCCUACGCCGGCCUCGCCAUCUCCUAUGCUGUCCAGUUAACAGGACUGUUCCAGUUCACCGUCCGUCUGGCCUCUGAGACUGAAGCCCGAUUCACCUCUGUGGAGAGGAUCCAUCACUACAUCCAGUCCCUGUCCCAGGAGGCCCCUGCCCGGGUCGAAGGUCGUGCCCCUCCAGCCGACUGGCCCCAGCAGGGGGAGCUGGUGUUCAGGGAGGUGGACAUGAGGUACCAGGAGAACCUCCCUCUGGUUCUCAACAAGAUCUCCUGCACCAUCCGGCCCAAAGAGAAGGUUGGGAUCGUUGGCAGGACCGGAUCAGGAAAGUCGUCUCUGGGCGUGGUCUUGUUCAGGUUGGUGGAGCGCUGUAGAGGCUCCAUCCUGAUCGACGGCAUCAACAUCAACGACAUCGGACUGGCCGACCUCCGCAGCAAGCUGUCGAUCAUACCACAGGACCCGGUCCUGUUCAGUGGGACCGUCAGGUCCAAUCUGGACCCCUUUAACCGGUACUACGAGGACCAGAUUUGGGAUGCUCUGGAGAGGAGUCACAUGAAGGAGUGUGUGUCCCAGCUGCCCCUGAAGCUCGACUCAGAGGUGGUGGAGAAUGGAGACAACUUCUCAGUGGGAGAGAGACAGCUGCUGUGUGUCGCCAGAGCUCUACUGAGACAGUGCAAGGUGCUGAUCCUUGAUGAAGCGACAGCAGCCAUAGAUGCAGAGACGGACGCCCUGAUCCAGGAGACCAUCCGGAGCUCGUUUCAGGAUUGCACCACCCUGACCAUUGCGCACCGCCUCCACACCGUCCUCGCCUCGGACCGCAUUAUGGUGCUCAACCAGGGACAGGUGGUGGAGUUUGACGAGCCGUCCAGACUGCUGGCCAAUGAGAACUCUCGGCUGUGCUCCAUGCUGGCUGCCGUGGAAACCAAGAUCUCUGUCCGAGGAUGAUGAAGAUGAAGGACAGUUUGUUUGAGGUCUGACUGAUCCGAAGGUGCUGUAUCUGUACUGUUAUUGACGAAUCGGCUGAUCUCUGAUCAGAUCACCAGGGUCAGGUGGUCACAUGUUCAUUCUGUGUGUGUAUGUGUGUGUGUGUGUGUGUGUGUGUGUGUGUGCGUGUUUGUGUGUGUGUGUGUGUGUGUGUGUUUCUAACAGCCUUACGUGAUGACAUCAUAACUGCCUUGUUAGAAAAUAAAGUUAUUUUCAAAUUAAAUGUUUUAUUUAAUUAUGUUUAUUUAUAAAGAACAAACUGUGAACAUCAUGGUUGUGAACUGAGCCUGGUUCUGGUGGUUCUGAUCCAGAACCACCAGAACCAGUUUGUCUGAUGGUUUAAUUAUUAAUGUGUUAAUAAAGUGAAUGAAUCUGUUUUUUCUGUGUCGGUGCUACUAAAUGUUUUCAUUAAA